AUUCUUAAUAGAAGUGUUGUUGUGUGAAAAGUCAGCGACUCUCUUCCUCUCUCUCUUUCUCUUCCUCUUGAAAGAAUCCAUUUUUCUCUUUUGUUUCAUCUUGAAAACUCAAACCCUGGUUGUGUUUUUGCUCCCCAGAAAGAAUUUAAUCUCUUCAUCCUCCAAAACCCAAGAAAAUUUCCGCAUGUUUCAUAUUUUCUUCACACGUUGAACUCUCAAGUAGUAUGUGCAGUUUCUUCGGGCUUCCGAUGGAGAAUUAUCAAGGCGAUUUGACUGAUAUUCUUCGGUCGAGCUCAGGUAAUUCGUCGUCUGGUAUUAAUACUAACUUUAACAACAAUAACAGUAAUCUUCAAGCUUCUUCAACCUGGCAAUUCCCAUCUUCGGAUCCCUUGAAUUUUUCUUUCACUUCCGACGAUCAUAGAGAUUUCUUCUUCGGUGAUCCCUUCACCGCCGUUCGAGAUCCGCUUCUCCACGAGCUCAACAUGGCUGGUUCUGGCGGCUAUUACAGCAGCGCUCCGAAUUCAGUUGAACUGAUGUCAACAACUGCCAGCACCAUUGUUGAUGAAACUGGCACUUCUUCUUCUCCAAGCUAUCCUCAAAGGGUUUUCGAAGAUGAUUUUAAAUCACCUUGCAAUAUUUUUUCCCGGAUUCAGAUCUCACAAAGUCCCAAGCAACUGCCGGUUUCGCCAUGUGAUUCGCCAGUUCUCGCCGCCGCCGCCGCUGCCUCGCCGAGGGGAAUUAAGGCGCCUGCUAUGCUUCCAAGCGACAUGAUUAAUGCAACCACCUCUAAAAAUUGUCUUCUUGAUAACACUUCUGGACCUUUGCAGAUCUCAUCCCCGAGGAAUCUGGGCAUCAAAAGAAGAAAGAGCCAGGCGAAGAAGGUGGUGUGUAUUCCGGCGCCGGCAGCUGCAAACAGCAGGUCAAGUGGAGAAGUGGUUCCUUCUGAUCUCUGGGCAUGGAGAAAAUAUGGACAGAAACCCAUCAAAGGUUCACCUUAUCCAAGGGGAUACUACAGAUGCAGUAGCUCGAAGGGAUGUUCAGCAAGGAAGCAAGUUGAGAGAAGCCGAACGGAUCCAAAUAUGCUGGUGAUAACCUACACUUCUGAGCACAAUCAUCCAUGGCCGACGCAGAGAAAUGCUUUAGCGGGUUCAACAAGGGCUCAGCCGUCUAAAAACACCGCGGCAAAGACCUCAGCGAGCUCCAGCUCUCAGCCUCAAACCAACACAAAGGAAGAAGUGAAGGAGAAUAGCAAUGACGAUACAAUGUCGCCUGUGAUUGCAGCUAGUUCAAGCGCUUCAGUCAAAGAGGAGAUGGAGGAAAUGGAGAAGCCGCUUGAGAUGGACCAAGAUUGUGAAUUUAAUGAAGGGUUUUCUCAGAUAUACAAACCGGCAUUGAUGGACCAGUCGAACCAAUGUCAUGAAGAUUUCUUCGCCGAUUUGGGAGAGAUAGAAGCCGAUCCUCUUAAGAUCUUAUUUAGCCAUGGAUUCAGUGGAGAUGUACAGAAAGAAAACAAGGGUUUGGAUCCUUUUAAUCUCUUUGAUUGGUCAGAAGACAACAACAAUAAUUCUACUUCAUUUGGAGAAUCCAAGAGGGGUUUAUAACAAGACCUUGAAUCAGCUAGAACAACAACAACAACAAAACAAAGAAAUUAAAGACUAUUUUCAUUUAAUUUAUGUGGUGCAACUGCAAUAUGUCAUUCAAGGUCAUGUUAUAAACCUUUAGCUUGCCAUUCUGGUUUGAAUUUCAGAAUUUUUCUUCUUUUUCUUUUC
Molecule: messenger RNA, 1769 nt
Organism: Mangifera indica (mango)
Lineage: Eukaryota; Viridiplantae; Streptophyta; Magnoliopsida; Sapindales; Anacardiaceae
Product: probable WRKY transcription factor 14
Exons: 4
Coding region: 225-1601 (458 amino acids)
Biological process (GO): regulation of DNA-templated transcription
Cellular component (GO): nucleus
Molecular function (GO): DNA-binding transcription factor activity; transcription cis-regulatory region binding
Source: RefSeq, a predicted model, not a curated record